This is a messenger RNA of Colletotrichum acutatum, 387 nucleotides long. RefSeq lists its product as uncharacterized. The coding region runs from base 1 to 387 and encodes 128 amino acids. The transcript is spliced from 3 exons. Lineage: Eukaryota; Fungi; Ascomycota; Sordariomycetes; Glomerellales; Glomerellaceae. The record is from RefSeq and is a predicted model, not a curated record.
AUGGAAAACUCUGUCUACACCCAGCCAAGAUGGUCCUUUGGCGGCUUGCCUUUCCCCCCAAGAGACAUGAACAUCGUGUGCUUGCUUUUCUAUACGGUUUUAAGGCCGCAUCUCGGCCUUGCGGGCCCUGCCAAAGCUCCAUCGGUGCUGCGACUCAUGCAACUUCAAACAUCAAACUCAUACUAUCCUCGUUGGAACAUGGAGGUGGCUUACCCUCACCCUCACCCUCGAACUUGGCACCACCACUCCCUGAGACUCUGUCACGCUGUAUCACUAUCCGCACCUACUUCGUAUCCUAUUUCUGCCUCCAUCGCGACGCCCAAGGUUUGGCUGCCCAUCGCACUGCAAAUUCUCCUCGCUUUGGGCAGCGGCAGCGGUAGCAACUGA